AUGUCUUUCGCCAACGGAACCCCACCUACUUCCGACUUGGGUGCUGUUCCCCCGACCGGUGCUAGUGGCGACCAAGCCAAGACAACUCUCUGGAUGGGUGAGCUCGAGCCAUGGAUGGAUGAAAACUUUAUCAAGGGGGUCUUCCUUUCCGCCUCUGGCGAAACCGUUAAUGUCAAGGUCAUCCGUGACAAGAAUUCAGGCAACGCCGGCUACUGCUUUGUUGAAUUUACUUCUCCCGAUGCGGCUACCAAGGCACUCGGGCUUAAUGGAACCCCUGUCCCCAAUAGCUCUCGUCAAUUCAAGCUUAACUGGGCUUCCGGUGGUGGACUGGUCGACCGGCGUGAUGACCGUGGCCCCGAAUACAGCAUCUUCGUUGGUGAUCUAGGACCCGAGGUAAACGAAUACGUGCUGGUCUCUUUGUUCCAGGCACGCUUCCCUUCCUGCAAGUCUGCCAAGAUCAUGACGGAUGCCAUGUCUGGUCAGAGCCGCGGCUAUGGUUUCGUUCGCUUUUCCGACGAGAACGACCAGCAGCGAGCUCUUGUUGAGAUGCAAGGUGUUUACUGCGGUAACAGACCUAUGAGAAUCUCUACCGCUACUCCUAAGAACCGUGGUACCCAUGGCUUCGGCGGACACGGACACCAUGCCGGCGGGCCCAUGAUGGGCGGUGUCCCUCAACAACCCAUGUGGGGAGCUGCUGCCAUGCAAGGAGGUUUCCCUUAUGGCGGCUACAAUCCUGCUACUCAGAUGAAUCAGUUCACGGACCCCAACAACACGACGGUUUUUGUUGGCGGCCUCUCUGGCUACGUCACCGAAGAUGAACUCCGAUCCUUCUUCCAAGGCUUUGGCGAGAUCACCUACGUCAAGAUCCCUCCUGGCAAGGGCUGCGGCUUCGUCCAGUUUGUCCACCGACAUGCCGCCGAGAUGGCCAUCAAUCAGAUGCAAGGAUAUCCCAUUGGAAACUCGCGCGUUCGCCUGAGUUGGGGGCGAUCUCAGAAUAACUCUGGCGUGGGUACCCCUUAUCGCCCUGCCCCUCCUCCUCCACAUUACAUGGGCAUGCCCAACCAUGGUCCGGGUCCAUAUGGCCCUCAGCACUUUGGCGGUCCUGCCCCAGGACCUCAGGGUCCACCCGGACCUCAUGGACCCCCGGGAGCCGCCGUGCCUCAGUAA
Molecule: messenger RNA, 1167 nt
Organism: Ustilaginoidea virens
Lineage: Eukaryota; Fungi; Ascomycota; Sordariomycetes; Hypocreales; Clavicipitaceae
Exons: 6
Coding region: 1-1167 (388 amino acids)
Biological process (GO): mRNA splice site recognition
Cellular component (GO): cytosol
Molecular function (GO): mRNA binding
Source: RefSeq, a predicted model, not a curated record